This is a messenger RNA of Cricetulus griseus (Chinese hamster), 1050 nucleotides long. NCBI's taxonomy places the organism in Eukaryota, Metazoa, Chordata, Mammalia, Rodentia, Cricetidae. The record is from RefSeq and is a predicted model, not a curated record.
UGUCCCCUAGUGCUCCUGCGGGAGGAAGUGCUCCAGCUUCAGGAGGAAGUGCUCCUUCUCCGGCAGAUGAAAGAGGUGCUAGCCAAGGACCUGGAGGAGUCCCAGGGCGGCAAGUGCUCCGAGGCGCUCUCAGCCACAGAGCUUCGGGUGCAGCUGGUGCAGAAGGAGCAGGAACUGGCCAGAGCCAAAGAAGCCUUGCAAGCCAUGAAAGCCGACCGGAAGCGCUUAAAGGGCGAGAAGACCGACUUGGUGAGCCAGAUGCAGCAGCUAUACGCCACACUGGAGAGCCGAGAGGAGCAGCUUCGAGACUUCAUCCGCAACUAUGAACAGCACCGCAAGGAGAGUGAAGACGCUGUCAAAGCGCUGGCCAAGGAGAAGGACCUGCUGGAACGCGAGAAGUGGGAGCUUCGACGUCAGGCCAAGGAAGCCACAGACCAUGCCGCGGCUCUGCGCUCCCAGCUGGACCUCAAGGACAACCGCAUGAAGGAACUGGAGGCCGAGCUAGCCAUGGCCAAGCAGUCCUUAGCUACACUGACCAAGGACGUUCCCAAGCGGCAUUCACUCGCCAUGCCUGGUGAGACGGUGCUCAAUGGCAAUCAGGAAUGGGUGGUUCAGGCUGACCUCCCAUUGACUGCUGCCAUCCGUCAGAGCCAGCAGACGCUGUACCACUCCCACCCUCCCCACCCUGCAGACCGGCAAGCGGUCAGGGUGAGCCCCUGCCAUUCAAGGCAGCCUUCCGUCAUCUCCGAUGCUUCUGCUGCUGAAGGUGACCGGUCAUCGACACCGAGCGACAUCAACUCCCCAAGACACCGGACACACUCCCUCUGCAACGGCGACAGUCCCGGCCCGGUUCAGAAGAGCCUGCACAGUCCUAUUGUACAGUCACUAGAGGAUCUUGAAGACCAAAAACGGAAAAAGAAGAAAGAGAAGAUGGGAUUCGGCUCCAUUUCUCGAGUCUUCGCCAGAGGGAAGCAACGGAAGUCCCUCGACCCGGGCCUCUUUGAUGGUACCGCCCCUGAUUAUUACAUAGAGGAAGACGCGGACUGGUGA